GUCGUGUAUCUUCCAGGUCGAAGCAAUUUCGUCGCGUGGGCUCAAAGUGGCACUGCAUGAAGGCUGUGGACGCGAACCAUGGUCGCUCUAGCGACCAACGCAAUGCCACACGCCGCUCUGGGACCUGUCUGGGUGAUCCUGGUCCAGGAGCGGGCCCAUCCACAGCGACUCCAGAGAGCCAAGCAGGCCGACGCGGCGAGACGGUGCUCGGCAAGCUAACGACGCAUCUUGUUGACACGUACUUCAAGUGCGGCCUGCCAUCCCACGAGCAGCCCAAAACGGCGCGAAGGAUAUUGACCAAGAACAGCCAGGUCGUUUCGAACAAUGGGUGGGACAACUCGGACAAUAACAUUGUGCUGCGGGUCCGCGACCUCCUCGAAGUGCAGAGCAACACUGGGGUCACCAGGACAUUUGUCGUGUUGGACCUUUUGGGGCAAGGCACAUUUGGCCAAGUGUUUCGAUGUCAAGACGUCGCAACCAAGGCAGUGAUGGCGAUCAAGAUCAUUCGGAACCAUCCGUCGUACUACAAACAGGCGCUAGUCGAAGUCCAAGUGUCCCAAUUGUUGACGUCCGCGGUGGGCAUGGAAGGGCAAGACCACGUUGUCGAACUCCUCGAUUACUUUAUGUUUCAACACCACCUGUGCUUGGUGUUUGAGCUGCUGAGCGUGAACCUGUACGAGCUCCUGAGUCAAAACAGCUUUCGUGGGCUGCCGCUCACGAUCGUCCGGGGCUUCUUGCAUCAAAUUCUGCGGUCCCUCGUCUUGCUCCACAACUCCUACGUCAUCCAUUGCGAUUUGAAACCCGAGAACAUCCUACUAUCAGGGCACGACCGGCUGUUCACGGUGCCGUCGCUACAUGCACACGACGAAGACGUCAAGCAGGUCGUGCCAGGCAUCAAGUUGGUCGACUUUGGAUCGGCGUGCUAUGAGAACGAAACCGUGUUCUCGUACAUUCAGUCGCGCUUCUAUCGCUCUCCUGAAGUCCUGCUGGGUCUUCCGUACUGCGGCGCCAUCGACAUGUGGUCGUUGGGCUGCGUCAGCGCCGAGAUGUACUUGGGCUUGCCCCUUUUCCCAGGGGCAUCCGACCACGAUCAGCUUCAAAUUAUCAUCGACACUGUCGGGUAUCCGCCUCUGCACAUGGUCCAGAACGGGACCAACUUGCGCAAGUUUUUCAAAGUCACCAAGCACAACGAGAUCGCCCUCAAGACACCGGAUGAAUAUGCUCGGGACACCAACACCCGUGCUGUGUCGUCCAAGCGGUACUUCAAGCACUCGGCGCUACGCGACAUCAUCGAUGCGUAUCCGUUUCGAAAAGGAGCGUCCGACGAGGAAGUGGCAAAGGAGCGCAACCAUCGAGCGGCCUUUUCCGACUUCGUGCGCGGUCUCCUCGCUCUGGACCCGCGCGACCGAUGGACGCCCCAGCAAGCCAUGCACCAUCCGUUCAUCACAGGCGUGCCAUUCACACAUCCAUACAAACCGAGAGCCCCACCGGCGCGUCGACUCGACGUGCGAUUUCGAAGCCCCAUGGUGCCCAUGGAGUGCACGCCGCACUACGCGUUGAGCUCAUCCGCGCCGCCCCCGGGCCCGCCACCCGAUAUCCCGUACUACCUGCGUUACCCGAUGUACUCGCACUCGUGUCCAUAUUCCAUUCAAAGAGAGUUGUUUCCGCCGAUGGAGCAACUCUGUCGACCGACGUAUGGGCACCACAACGGCACCCAACACGACGACUGCCAUCGAGACUUUGGCCUCCCACCUGACCACUGGGACCCGUUCUUUACGCAAGGUUCGGAUGAGUCCCUCGCGGCUCCACCGCUUCCACCGGAACACCGAAAUCGUUCGCUCCACCACCCGUCCACGUUUUGUGGCUGCACAACGGUCUGCUCUUGUGGGAGAGCGCCCCACCAAGCGCACGAUAGUCCAGUGUUUCAUCGAAAGUGGCGACGGCGAAAACAGAGGGACAAGCAAAUAAAGGCCAAACAAUGACACGACCCCGUGCGAAAGCCCGUUCGAUUUGCUGAAUAAGCAAGUGCCAUUACGUUGUCGGGCGAAAAGCGUGGCUCCAUCGAUCAGCCUCCAGGUUCAGCUCUUCCUUUCGCUGGGCAUGCUUCGUGGUCGAGUCCCGCCCCGUGAAUGUCAUCGAGUCCAACUCGUCAUGGCAACUCUGGACGACGCUCGUCGCGUCUUCCUUUGAGAUCAGUCCCAUUUCAAAGGCGAGGAUGCCGGCCGCAGCAUAGUUGUUGUAAAAGUGGACGCCAUUUCUAAGCAUGUAGGUGUGAAUGAUACAGUUGAAGCACCGAG
Aphanomyces invadans is the source of this 2297-nucleotide messenger RNA. Its product is annotated as CMGC/DYRK/YAK protein kinase. Gene Ontology annotation, molecular function: protein tyrosine kinase activity; ATP binding; protein serine/threonine kinase activity. The transcript has 7 exons. The coding region runs from base 57 to 1982 and encodes 641 amino acids. Gene Ontology annotation, cellular component: cytoplasm. Gene Ontology annotation, biological process: peptidyl-serine phosphorylation; peptidyl-threonine phosphorylation. NCBI's taxonomy places the organism in Eukaryota, Oomycota, Saprolegniomycetes, Saprolegniales, Verrucalvaceae. The record is from RefSeq and is a predicted model, not a curated record.